UCUCUGCUCUUCCGUUCCUCCAUGAAUUCCCACCAUCAUUUAUUUCUUCCAUCUUGAACUCCGGUAGCUCAAAAAACUGAUCUCUGUCGUCACUUGUACCUCCAGCCUAUAAAGCUAUAUAGAUAGUGCUGCUUUUACAACUCGCAACCGCAUCACUCAGUCGGUUAUAGGCGGGCCAGAUACCGAUCAAACACAGUACGAUUGAGUUACCUUUAAUUGACAGAAAAAGCAUAUCAUCAUCUGGACUGCAUCUUUCUCGCAGAACAAUGGCGUUCCCAUAUCACAAUGUGACUUUCUGCGGUUUCGGCGGUCAUGUCCCCUUUCUGCACCAAAACCUUCCGCCGUCCACUCCUCCUUUACAAUCAGAGGGCUUGGAGCUGUCUUUGCCCAAACUUUCGAAUCCCCAUCAGGCGCUCAAUCUUGGUUCGACUCUUACGCCCUCAACGGCGGAAGACCGGCCACCCGACUCAACUCAUCACCCGGAAUCUACAUCUGCCUUAUCCAACCAUCAGCCUCCCAUGCACCAUGACGAAGAUCUCAUGAUGAAGCCAAAAAGGAAAAGAGGUCGACCUCGUGGUUCUAAAUCUCGAAUACGAACUACCAGGCCAAGCAGGAAUACCGGUAGGGUCAAAGCGGAAAGUAAAGCGGAGCCACCGAGAAGGAAAGGAGUCAAAGAUCUCCAGAGGUCCAAAGAUGAGGCAAAGAAGCGCGAGCGAAGAAGGAGAGCAUACGAGGCUUGUACUCACUGUCGUUACAGGAGGCAGAAGUGCGAUGAAGGCGUACCUUGCAGUUUAUGCAGGAAGGAUCAAAAGGCUUGCAUUUAUCUAACCAAGCUUCCUACAGAACUGGUCGAAAUGGCCCGCAAGAGGCGUUACAGUCCACAGACAGUCCCCCCGAUCCUUCUCUUCCAUAUGCAGCGCAAAUCAUCGGAGACGGAGAUUCAUCUGCCGACUUCGUCAACUAACACCGCCCUGGAUUUUCCACCUGUCAAAUCCGCUGAGCCGGCUCACACAUCCGUUGGUGAAGACAAUACUGGUGAUUUUAAUGAUAUGGAAGUUGGCAACGCUGUCGUCUCACGUUCAAUCCGAAAGUCAUUCGGCGAGUAUUCAGGCUCUGAACCCGAGUUAAUGACUCCCGCUGCGGCCCCUCGAAUGGAACUCUCAAUGGCCGCUCAUUUGCCGGAUCACUCCCCACCUCAGCUCUGGGAAGCGAACUGCAUUUUCCGAAGGCAGGUUCAGGAGCCUGCCCCCGAGCCCAUCACACUUCCCACUCAGCCGGGUCCUUUGUACGAAUUCAAUCCUGGCGUUUCUUCCGGCUCAAUCAUGGAACUGUUCUCGGACGGUCCACAGGCGCUCAGUGUGGCCGUGGAUGAGUUUGAGUGGUGCACUGAGCCAUCGCGGGCAUCUGCGGUAGACAGUGGAUUGAAUUUGGAUACGAACAUGGUUGCGAGUCCAGGUUUCGAUGACAACUUGAACCAGGGUAUAGACUUCAGUGGAAGCUUGGGUGUAUAUUGGAGAGAGUGAGUAAUGCCUAUAAUUAUUGUGAGAGGGGCGCAUCGCCCGUUCCUUUCUUGAAGAACGUGUUUUACAUGUCUAUAAUCUAAUCUGAGGAGUUUAGUAGUUAGCCAAUAUUUAAUGUUGUAAGACAGAAGAAUUUACCUGUCACAUAUUAUGUUUGUUACCAAUUGUACUGUAAUACAAGUCAUCGUAAUCUAUAAUAAUCAUUCUGUAUAACGUGGAUGUGACACAGCUUAU
Molecule: messenger RNA, 1754 nt
Organism: Cryptococcus deneoformans JEC21
Lineage: Eukaryota; Fungi; Basidiomycota; Tremellomycetes; Tremellales; Cryptococcaceae
Exons: 3
Coding region: 267-1523 (418 amino acids)
Biological process (GO): regulation of DNA-templated transcription
Molecular function (GO): DNA-binding transcription factor activity, RNA polymerase II-specific; zinc ion binding
Source: RefSeq, a predicted model, not a curated record